Molecule: messenger RNA, 860 nt
Organism: Amaranthus tricolor (Joseph's coat)
Lineage: Eukaryota; Viridiplantae; Streptophyta; Magnoliopsida; Caryophyllales; Amaranthaceae
Product: MLP-like protein 34
Exons: 2
Coding region: 76-555 (159 amino acids)
Biological process (GO): defense response
Source: RefSeq, a predicted model, not a curated record
UAGUUGCUUAGAUAUCAUUUCUCAAGCUUUUUUACACAAUCACAUUCUAAACUCGUAAAGUUAGAGUAUAUAAGAAUGGCUUCAACUGGUCUAAAACGUAAGCUAGAAGGUGAAAUAGAAUUAAGAGUUGGUGCAGCUGAAGCAUUUCAUGAACUUUACCAAGAAAAACCACAUGAAAUUAGCAACAUUCAUCCUGAGUUUGUCCAAGCUUGUGAUUUGCACGAUGGUGCUUAUGGUACUCCUGGAUCCAUCAUUUAUUGGAAGUAUACUCUUGAUGGAAAGCCUCAAGUUGCAAAGGAAAUAAUAGAAAUGGUGGAUGAAAAGAACAAGAAGAUAAGAUUCAAAGUGAUAGAAGGGCAUUUAUUGGAUGACUAUAAUUCCUUUGUAUUUGUUUCUCAAGUGAUAUCUGAAGGUGAUGAACUUUGCCUAGUCAAAUGGACACUUGAGUAUGAGAAGAAGCAUUCUGGCAUUCCUGAGCCAUCUACUCUUAUGGAUGCAUUACUAGAUGCAGCCAAACGAAUUGAUGAACAUCACCAUCGCCAAGACAAAAAUUAGAUUUUCAUAAUUUAACAUAUUACUUCGUUUCAGUUUGUUUGUUCUAGUUUAACGAAAAUACUCCUAUGUAGUUUGUUAAACUAGAACGAAUAAAAAGAUGGAGGAAUAUAGUAUAUCAUAGCUUUCGUUUCUGUGUUACUACAAAAUAAGGUAAUUAUAUACCAAAAAAUAUGCAUGACAUGAAUGGAUUAAAUGCGUAAAUUAUUGCAUGAUUAUAAAUCAAAAAUGAAUGAACCGACGAUAUUUGUUUGUUAAUGUGUGUUUGUAAUAUUAAAUGAAUUAAAUUAAGAAAAUUUUUGUUGUUU